Molecule: messenger RNA, 4757 nt
Organism: Acanthaster planci (crown-of-thorns starfish)
Lineage: Eukaryota; Metazoa; Echinodermata; Asteroidea; Valvatida; Acanthasteridae
Product: adhesion G protein-coupled receptor L2-like
Biological process (GO): adenylate cyclase-activating G protein-coupled receptor signaling pathway; cell surface receptor signaling pathway
Cellular component (GO): plasma membrane
Molecular function (GO): G protein-coupled receptor activity; carbohydrate binding
Source: RefSeq, a predicted model, not a curated record
CGGAGGCCGUGGGACAGACUAUAGCUGGGCCUAAUACGAUUUUUUUUGCUCGCCUCACGAGCUGUGUCUUUCACGCCCUGCUUGGUAUCUCUACGUCGACGGCUUUGCGGUACCGUGGUGAAUUCCAGCGAGGCGGGCUCUUUGCACUGCCCCGGUAAUUUUGGGGAUCAUGGAGUGUUUAAGGAGCUGCAUUGUUCUGGUGUUGUUGGGAGGGGCCAAGUUGUCAGCACCGACUGUUUUGGCCUUCGGAGAUCCAAACAGCGUGUUUUGCUAUUCCAAUCCCUGUCAGAACAACGGAACCUGUGUCAACAUGCGACGUCCGGGAAGUGACCAGUCUCUAUCCUUUUGCAAGAACGAUUUAUGUUACAAGCUGAUCCUGGAAAGGAACACUUGGGAGGAGGCUACAAUAGCAUGCAGCGUGAUGGGUGCAUCCUUGGUUAGCUUAGAUACCAGCGAAAAGGAGCAGGCCCUCGUGAAUACAAUCAAAGAUUACCGUCUGCACAGAACACAGUCCUCCCCGAACAACCCGGGUGGGUUCUGGUCCAGUGGCAACAACUUACUCUUGGAGGACCAAUGGACCUGGGGAGCGGACCCUAACCGUCCUGUGAUGUCCGGUUCGUUUCCUCCCUACGUGAGCCGCACUCGUCGUUGCCUGAUGCUGAACACUGACUUAAUGAUAUGGUCCAGGAUACAACUAGCGACUGAAAUUUGCGAGAGGCGCUUAUACUUCGCCUGUGAGCUGACGCCUGAGGCUCUGUACCAGGAGAGGACUUUUCAGUGCCUUUGUGAGGAAGGAUACUUUGGUGAAUUCUGUGAGCGAACUCUAGAUCUCCAGACAGAGACAGUUUGCAGUGAUGCCCUCCUUAAUCUGACCUGUGACCUCAACAAACACUUGACCAUCAUUAGAGGAACCUACCAUCUGGACAGUGGCAGGGAAGUCUGCUCUGAGACCUCUGGAGUCAGGCCUACUGUUAACUGUGUUUUAAGGACCAAUUUGAACCACUUCCUUGAAAAUAAGCACCUGUCCAAGUGCGAGGGACGGCAACGCUGUACCACCAUUGUUGCUGAUGACACGAUACGAAGCUCAGAUGAUUGGUGCCUCAGCCAUCCGAUAUAUGCCAAGGUGGAGUAUGGAUGUCAAGACACCUUCUCCAUGCAUACCUGCCAAUCCUCCAUGGCCAAACUGUCCUGCGAGAAUUCCACUGGCCAGCCGUUCAUACGUGUGGAGGUUGCCACGUAUGGACGACUGCAUAGUAGUGCCCAUUGCGCGGACAGCACCCUGCAGCCGGGACAGUUGCCUGUCACUGACUGUCGCUCUAUCAACACACUGGAUCUUGUAGCAGGAAGGUGUAAUGGUUUGCCCUCGUGUAACAUCCAAGCAUCGGAUGACGUCUUUGGAGAUCCUUGCAAGGGCGUCUACAAAAAACUUGACAUCACUUAUCGAUGUGUGGAAAAUCUCACCGCGGCCUCGGCCACCUACCCUUUGACUUAUGGCAUAGCUACCUUACCUCCUCCGGUUCUCUGCCCUGCCGUCAACCACUCUGGUGUCGUGUGGCGUCCUACUAGGGAAGGCCAGUCUGACGUCCAGAGAUGCCCAAAUGGGCAAGACGGGUUAGCCUACUGGCUCUGUGACAGACAGACCCAUGGCCAGUGGUCAACAAUGGGUCCAGAUCUUAGCCGAUGUACCUCACCAUGGAUAAAUAAUAUUUAUAAACAGAUUGAGAGCGGGUCGGAAUCAGCCAGCUUCUUGGCCAAAUUGGUGCUGAACAACACAGCAAGCUCAACAGCACAGAACAGUGACUUCCAAAAAUCAUUGUCUUUGAUGGAUGACCUGCUGAAACUACAAGACAAGCAGCUCUUACGCCUAGACGAAGAGGAACAGCAGUCCACAGUUGAAGCAUUCGGGGAGAUCGUAAUUAAAUUUGGAAGUAAUGUCUUGGACUCUGACAAGCAGGACACCUGGGCCUCACUGACUGCGAAUGAUGGUUCGUCGGAAUCGUCGGCAGCUGUGACUCCUACUGACGUUACUGAAAACCUGGAAAAUACAGGUUUCCUAGUGGCUCAGUAUCUCGGCCCGGACAAGAGCCAUGUCACUAUUCACUCAGAGAACAUAUUGAUGGCUGUGGAGGUAGUGCCUAAGGAGAAGACAGGAAAAGCUGUUUACUUUCAGGACACGAGGAAGACUGACGAUGGAACCAACAGUGUGCGGCAUACCAUCACCUUGCCACCUUCUGCUACUAACAUCACAGGCAUAGGUUCAACCCAGGUAGUCUUCUUAGUCUAUGAAAGCCUUGGGGAAUACCUCACAGACACUGCUAUUGACGAGGGCGUGCAAGGGAUCAGAGGGUCUUUGAACGAGAGUGACUAUGCAUUAGAUAACAAGACUGAUGGUUCCAUUGGCCUGAUGUUGAAUUCAGCUGUGGUAUCUGCCUCUGCCAAAAAACAUGAGGAACAGCUCACAACGUUUGAAAAUGAGGAAGAAAUCCAACUGACAAUAAAACAUGCCUUGCCAAACAUAACUGGAAAUGUGACUUGCGUUUUCUGGAAUACAUCAAAAAGCUUAGGGAAGAGCGGUGCCUGGUCUAACAAUGGAUGUCGACUGGUUUCCAGUAACCUUACUCACAGCAUCUGUGCAUGUAAUCACCUGACAAACUUUGCCAUUCUCAUGGACGUCACCGGUACCCACACGACGAUUGCCCCGGUCCACGAGAAAAUACUGACAGUUUUAACAUAUGUCGGUUGUGCCGUUUCCAUCGUCUGUUUGUUGUUGUCUUUUUGUGCGUUUACAUUUUUCAAAAAUAUUUGGAGUUUACGAGUGACCAUCCAUCGUAAUCUAUGCUUCAUGCUCCUAGUUGCCAAUGCAUUGUUUGUCGCAGGUGUGGAACAAACACAAAUAAAGACGUUGUGUUCAGUGAUCGCUGGUCUGCUGCAGUACUCCUUUCUCUCUGCCUUUGUCUGGAUGUCUCUUGAAGCCGUUCAGUUCUACAUCAUGCUGGUCCACGUGUUCUCCACCCAGUCUCGGCGCUGGCCUUACUACCUUGCUGGAUACGGUAUUCCAGCAAUUGUUGUAGGUGUUUCUGCUGGCAUUAACCACUCUGGAUACGGGACAGACAGAUACUGUUGGUUGACGACAGAUGACUCUUUUAUCUGGAGUUUUACUGGACCAGUUGCUAUCAUCAUUGCUGUGAAUCUUGUGUUGUUGGUAGUUUCCCUUCGCAUUGCCUACUCCUCUAGAUCAUCAAUCAACAAAGGAAUCACUCAGAAUGACAUCAGGCCGUGGAUCAAGGGAGCGACAACUCUUCUUUUCCUCCUUGGCAUUACCUGGGGAAUCGGUUUCUUUUUCAUCAACCAACAAUCCUUGGUUAUGGCUUACAUCUUCACCAUUCUCAAUUCAUUACAGGGACUUUUCAUCUUCAUUUUCUAUUGCCUCGGCAAUGAGCGAGUGAACUCAGAGCUGCGGAAGUUCCUGAAUCGCCAGGAAUGGCUGCCAGCUUGCAUCAGGAAGCGAUACGGGAGGGACACCACCUCAAGCCACAGCUGGAGUCAGAAAGGGGCUACCAUAGCCCGUCGUCAGACACGCCGCCAUGAAGAAUACCGCAACAAAUCUGCCGUGACAAUCCAGAGCGAGAGUGCUCCUCCGACACCUCUAGAACACAUGUACCAGGACACCAACCCUGUCAUCACUGUCAAGCUGGUGGACGAAGACGACAACGAAGGCACCAACACAGAGACCGAGACCACCAACGUGGCAUUUGACACUGACAGCUUGGCCGAAACAACCACCAUAGCAGACACAAGCCAGAGCGGGCGUUCUUGGCUACACAGCGCUACAAAUACAGCUGGUGCUGGGAACAAAACAGGAAGCGGUAAUCGGUACCCAACCAUCAAUCAUGAGUAAUUCAAUGCAGUAGGCUUUUUGAUUCCAAAUCACUUCACAUGCCAAAGUUGACUUGGACAAAUCAAGUCUUUUCUAUGUUACCAUGGUGACAUUUCCAUUUUAGUUCUCAACUCCUUGACCUUUCUUUGGUCACAAAAUGAGAUUGAUAGUACAGCAUUAAAAAUCUAACCUACAAAAUGUAAAAAAACCAGUGGUUAAAAAACAUCUAUCAACACACUGUCCGUCAGUAAUACCGUCAUAAAGUGACAAAAUGUUCCUUAUUUGACGACGUUGCUAACUGGAGUAAUUCCAUUGGUUUCUGUGUCAGUCUGUUGAACCGAAUGCCAUAUCUGCUCAAGAAACGGAUCAACAGAUGUUGUCUUUGGCAGAAACUGCACUGCCCUUCAACUGUCAAUGUCUACGCAUGUAAAAAUAACAUUCUUUGAAGCUGCUUGAGUGGUCGUCAUGUGACAUGUAUUGGUGAAUAUAACAUUUAUGUAGCAGACUUUGCAUGAGAUAAAUAUUGAUUUACCACACAGUAGUUUAGCUGAUAACGACAAGUUCCAAGCACUUUUUUCAAAGGUUUCGCAAUGCUUUAUUUGACAUCUAUAGCUUGCAUACACAGAGUUCCUAAAUUGGCAUAAAUCAAUCUUGUGUAAUGCAGGACUGUGAAAGAAGUACAUAAGACUUGAACGAAAUUUGCUUUAGACUACUAAAUACAACAGAAACAUAUUUCAUCCAAUCAAUGAGCAGCACUAGACUACCAAAGAUGAUUGUCUUAUAGUUUAUUGAUGUGUCAACAAAAACGUGUAAUUGUGCUUUUUUCACUUUCAGCUAAGUUCCUGGAGUAAGAAGUUUAAAGACAGCUUUAAAAAAAAAA